Molecule: messenger RNA, 2130 nt
Organism: Beauveria bassiana ARSEF 2860
Lineage: Eukaryota; Fungi; Ascomycota; Sordariomycetes; Hypocreales; Cordycipitaceae
Product: peroxisomal copper amine oxidase
Exons: 1
Coding region: 1-2130 (709 amino acids)
Biological process (GO): amine metabolic process
Molecular function (GO): quinone binding; primary methylamine oxidase activity; copper ion binding
Source: RefSeq, a predicted model, not a curated record
AUGGCUAAUCCCGCGUUACAGCCAGAUCUAGAUCUCAUAGCUGGCUAUGAGGUCUACCCCGAGCAGACAUAUGACCCCAAGACUGCUGCCAGCCUGAGACACCAAACACAUCCCCUCGACCAGCUUUCGAUGCAGGAAAUCUCCCACGCGGUCAAGAUGAUCCGCGACAAGGCGAGCCCUGCCGAGGUCAAGUUCAACUGCGUCACUCUUCGCGAGCCGCGCAAGGCCGAGUACGCCGCCUUCAAGGCCGGUUCUGGUCCCCGCCCGGAGCGCAAGGCUUUCGCCAUCAUCAUUCAGCGAGGCAGCAACAGCUGCGCUGAGGUGGUUGUCAAUCUGACAAACUCCACCAUUGAAUCGUGGAAGCCCGUCAGCGAAGUUGCCCCCACCUUGACACUCGAGGACCUCGAUGUCAUGGAGCGCAUCUCUCGCAAGGACCCCCGCGUCAUCCGCGCCUGCGAAGAAAUUGGCAUCACCGACAUGUCCAAGGUAUACUUGGAUGGCUGGGCCGUUGGCUUCGACGACCGCUGGGAUUUCAGCCGCCGCUUGCAACAGGGUCUUGCCUACUACCGCCACUCUCCCAACGAUAACCAGUACGCCCACCCUUUGGAUUUCUGCGUUGUCGCCGACACUGAGACCGAGGAGGUCCUCAGCGUCGACAUCCGCUAUGUCAAUGGUGAGCGCACGCUGCCUCCUCUGGACCAGCACAACUUCCUCCCUGAGUUCAUCGAGCAGGGCUAUAACACCACCAAGCUCAAGCCUCUGGACAUCACCCAGCCUGAAGGCGUUUCUUUCCAGAUUCGCGGCAACGAACUCUCGUGGGCUGGCUAUAAGAUGCACAUUGGCUUCAACUACCGCGAAGGCAUCGUCAUCUCCGACGUCCGCAUCGACGACCCUUAUGAGGCUCGUGAGCGCACUCUUUUCAACCGAAUUAGUGUUGUCGAAAUGGUUGUUCCUUAUGGCAACCCCGACCCCCCUCAUCACAGAAAGCAUGCCUUUGACGUCGGCGAGUACGGUACCGGUCUCAUGACCAACUCGCUGAAGCUCGGAUGCGACUGCAAGGGUGCCAUCCACUAUAUGGACGGCAUCAUGUCUACUUCGAGCGGUCUCCCCGCUGUACUCAAGAACGCCAUCUGCAUUCACGAAGAGGAUAAUGGCAUCCUCUACAAGCACAUGGACUACCGCGACGCCAGCACUGUCUUGGCGCGCGAUCGCAAGCUCAUCAUCUCCCAAAUCAUCACUGCCGCCAACUACGAAUAUGCCUUCUACCACACAUUCACCUUGGAUGGAACCUAUAAGCUUGAGAUUAAGCUCACAGGCAUCCUCAACUCGUAUUGCCUACACCCUUCGGAGACUGCGGCCCCUUACGGGACCGAGGUUGCCCGUGGCAUCACCGCCCACAACCACCAGCACAUCUUCUCUCUUCGCGUUGAUCCCGAAAUUGACGGCACCAACAACACGGUUAUUCAGAAUGAUGCCGUUACGUCAGAGGCGCCGCUGGGCUCGGCCGAGAAUCCGUACGGCAACGGCUUUUACUGCAAGAAGACGCCGCUGCGCACGGCCAAGCAGGGCGCCGUUGAGUACAAGCACGAGACGAGCCGCAACUGGGACAUUGUCAACCCCAAUGUCAUCAACGAGGUGUGCCACAAGCCCGUCGGCUACAAGAUUGUCAACACGCAGUGCCCCGCGCUGCUUGCCAAGCCUGGCAGCAUGGUGUACAAGCGCGCCGGGUUCGCUACUAAGAGCCUGUUUGUACUGCCCUACAAGGACUAUGAGCUAUUCCCCGCCGGCGACUACGUCUGUCAAUCCACCGGCGAGCCUGGCCACCCAGACUCGUCAGUCAUUACCGACUGGGUCGAGCGCGACGAAAAUAUAGAAAACACGGACAUUGUCUGCUACGUGCAGUUUGGCCUAACGCACUUUCCCCGCUGCGAGGACUUUCCGCUCAUGCCCGCCGAGCCCGUCAUGAUUAUGAUUCGCGCGUCGAAUUUCUUUGUGCGGAAUCCGGCGCUGUGGGUUCCUCCCUCGACUGUCGUCAAAGAUCUGAGCUCGCGCACAGCAUUUCUCACCACAAGCAAUGAGAGCAACGGCAAUUGCUGCGUUGGCAAGAAGACGCCGGAUUCACACCUGUAA